Messenger RNA from Eucalyptus grandis, 955 nucleotides. RefSeq lists its product as uncharacterized. Bases 423 to 737 code for a protein of 104 amino acids. Lineage: Eukaryota; Viridiplantae; Streptophyta; Magnoliopsida; Myrtales; Myrtaceae. The transcript has 3 exons. The record is from RefSeq and is a predicted model, not a curated record.
CCUUCCUCCGGUUGUUUCUGCUUCUCUGUCUUGUAGCUACGCUUUUGAUUAGGGUUUUGCGAAGUUAUGGUUGUCGGUGCUGCUCCGCGGAUGCUCCUUUUACCUUUUUAGUGCGGUUCUCGAUCUGGGUUUGCGUUGAGAAGAGUUGGGUUCCGCUGCAUUUUGGGCUAGUUGGGGGAUAGGAUUCAAUUCACCCUCCAAGUUUUGAAAUUCAUGCUUAAGACUGCUUGGAUUGAUCAUUGAUGGUCGAGUCCGAACCGGGGAAUUUCUGGGAUGAUCUUAUUUUUCUACGAUAUUGGAAGGAGGAUCGAGACAUCAGAGUCAAUUCUAGAUUUGAUUAACUUUGCACUUGAAUGGUUCUCCAGUCAUGAGGACGAGGGGGAUGCACAAUACCUAUGGUCGUAUGAGAGGUUGCUAUAAGGAUGUCAAGGCCGUGGCUCCUUGUUUUCCUGCUUUUGCUCAUUGUGUUUACAUCUCAGUUUGAGUGGAAGCAGCAAUUCGGUAAUGAGAAUGACCUGACUCCAGACAAGUCGCAGAAGGAGCAAUAUGUUUCUGAAAGGGAAGAAACCGUGAAAGAAAAGAUUAUCCUCUCUCAAGAGAAAAAUAUUCACAAACUCAAUGAGCUUGUUCAAAAUCUCCGCCAACAGCUGCAUCAGUGUAGGGGCGAAAAUGAUAGCAGUGGUCCUUUAACAGAAAUACUGACAGAGCUUGAUCGGCAUCCAAUCUUGGAGGACUAGUCAUGUAACAUUACUGAGCUUUAAGGUUGUAAGUAACUAAUUUAUGUAUUUCUAUAGAAGCAUUUUGUAUGAGCUUGAUAUACCAUGCCAUCAUUGGAGUUGACUGAUGCAUGCCUUCUUUGCUUCCACAAAAUCUUUAUGUUAAUCACAUUCAUUAAUUUUUGGGUCCUCAUCUUGCUAAGCAAUCUUGAGGGUGAUCUGUGGUUUGACUCCGGUUA